CUGAUUUCAGUUUUGAGCAUACAAAAAUCCUGUUGGAUUCUUUAUAUUUCUUGGGUGUAGGAGUUGGUUAUUAUGGAAAAAUGAUUAGAGUUUGGGAGGAAAGCAUUAUUCUUUGUUAGAGUACUUUCAGGGUAUGAAGAAAGAAGGAUUAGAUCUUACAGAUUGCAACUUCAACGACGAUUUGAACAGGCACAAGAAAAGAAGGCAGCCUUGAGAAAGAUCCCGGAGCUGGUUAUUUUAUCAGAGGUUCGCCGUAUGGUUGAGGAGAUGAAGGCAUUGAAUCAGAAACUUGAAGGACCAGAGGCUGCUAUUGAAGAUUACUUCAUGCCAAUCGACAAGCAAGCAGAGAUCAUAAUGAGCACGCAACUUGAAGGGGAGGAAAAGCGAAUGAGGGAAAUGAUGAAGGCCAUGCAUGAGCAGGCUUUGCUUGUGAAAGAUGAGGCAGAGAAGAUGGAAAAAGUGUGCAAUGUGGAUUCAGACAAACAACAGAACACAUCAUCCUCUCUCAACAAUCAAGGUAGUGAUGUGAGAUGGCUCGUGUAAAAUUAUCAAUGUCUGUCUGAGGAAUAAAAAUGUAGGCAAUAGUCAACUUCCUAUUUCUUUGUGAACAAUUGUUAGAAUGAAAUGUAUCUGGUUUUGUUUAGGUGAGAAAAAUGUCUUCCACACCUUGUUCAGUUUGAAUGUUGCAAGGUUGAUGUCUGGUCACAAAGUGUAAAAUCAGCGAUAAAGAAAAAGAUCGUUGAAAUAGCUGUAUUUUCUUUUACACAGAUAGAGAUGUUCACCUUUACAUUACAUGUACAUUUUUUCUUUCA
This is a messenger RNA of Macadamia integrifolia, 812 nucleotides long. RefSeq lists its product as uncharacterized. The transcript is spliced from 3 exons. Lineage: Eukaryota; Viridiplantae; Streptophyta; Magnoliopsida; Proteales; Proteaceae. The record is from RefSeq and is a predicted model, not a curated record. Bases 256 to 543 code for a protein of 95 amino acids.